This is a messenger RNA of Macrosteles quadrilineatus (aster leafhopper), 4016 nucleotides long. Its product is annotated as sestrin homolog. The transcript has 7 exons. NCBI's taxonomy places the organism in Eukaryota, Metazoa, Arthropoda, Insecta, Hemiptera, Cicadellidae. The coding region runs from base 241 to 1467 and encodes 408 amino acids. Gene Ontology annotation, molecular function: L-leucine binding; oxidoreductase activity, acting on peroxide as acceptor. The record is from RefSeq and is a predicted model, not a curated record. Gene Ontology annotation, cellular component: nucleus. Gene Ontology annotation, biological process: cellular response to leucine starvation; negative regulation of TORC1 signaling; positive regulation of macroautophagy.
CGCUCGCCUCCGUUCAGUCAGGUUCGGGUCGAAGCUUGGAUCAGUAGGUUCGAGAGUUCGGCGCCCAACGCGCGUCAUCUAGUCGAGUUACAUGUUUGAAAGGACGUAUUUUUUUCAAUUAGCCAAUUUCGGAUUCAGGUAGUGUCUGUGUGUUUCCUUGGAGUGACCAUUAACGGCCUAACCAUUCCCAUCCCCAGUGCCAAACCGGACGACUCGUCCGGCGCCGCUACCCCUGAGGACAUGGGUCACCACCAGCCACCUCAAGAUACUCAUGCGCUGUUGAUAGAUGCAUUUCUGCAGAACAACCGGCUGGACCAUGUGACCCAGGUGAUGGGCCUACAUCCCAAGUAUCUGGACGUGUUUCUGAGGACUCAGAACUUCAUUCUGCGAGGGGAUGGUCCACUACCUUACGACUAUAGGCACUAUAUUGCUAUCAUGGCUGCUGGGAGACAUCAGUGCAGUUACCUGGUGCAGUUGCAGAAACAGGAGUUCCUCAUGCAGGGAGGGGACAAGACUUGGCUGAAGGGCUUGGCACACAUCCCUCAGAAGCUGCGGAACCUGUACGAGAUCAACAAGAUUUUGGCUCACCGGCCAUGGCUGCUCAACAAGUCCCACAUCAAGAUGUUGACGAAGGGCACAGACAACUGGUCUCUGUCAGAGGUGGUUCACGCCAUUGUGUUGUUGGUCCACUUCCACUGUUUGUGCAGCUUCGUGUACGGCUGCGGAGUGAGUGAAGAAGUGGACGCGAGCGAGACGACCGACACCAUCAGCUCCGAGGGCUACACUAGUGAUAUGGACACCGGUGUGGGCGUGGACACACUCAUGCAGCGGAUGAAAACACUGUCAGAGCAGCAGGAGGAGUUCUCCGCAGAGGAGCGAGCCAAGCGCUUUGAGAGAGUGGAGCUGCAGAGUGUAGAACUAGGCACCAGCGCAGGUCUCCGUAUCACGCCGAGCAUCGGACACUUUGUGGAUGACCCAGACUUUAUAUACGAGGAUUUUGCCAGAAGAGGGGAAGACUCUACGAUACCUACGUUUAGAGUUCAGGACUACUCGUGGGAUGACCAAGGUUACUCCCUAGUGAACCGUCUGUACAAUGAUGUAGGCAACUUGCUGGAUGACAAGUUCAAAACAGCCUACAACCUGACGUACUACACGAUGGGAGGUCGCAGGGAUGUAGACACAUCACGGUUCCGUCGUGCCAUCUGGAACUACAUCCACUGUAUGUUCGGCAUCAUGCAUGACGACUACAACUAUGGAGAAGUGAACCAUCUGCUGGAGAGGUCUCUGAAAUCCUUUAUCAAAUCAACUUGUUGUUUCCCCGAGCGCACAACCAAGGCUGAUUAUGACAGGGUCCUUAGAGAGUUUAAACACAGUGAGAAGGUCCAUGUGAACAUAAUGGUGUUAGAAGCUCGUAUGCAGGCAGAGUUACUGUACGCACUUCGAGUCAUCAUGAGAUACAUGACGUAACACAGUGCCUACAACAUCUUGUGUAUAGAACUAUGUUAACCAAUUCGAUUUUAAGGGUCAUUAUAUGAUUUAGUUUCAAAAUGUGAUUUGUGGCGUACGAUUUAAGCCUGGUCAUAAUGUGUUUUGUACGUGAAGAUUUAUAUUUUAGAAUGCGCUAAUUUUAAUCAAUACUCUUUUUUUAUGUGUUAAGACGUGUACCAAACAGUAUGCUAGUAAAUUUUGCUCCCAAACAAUAAACUUAAAAAUAAGCUAUACAGAUUGUAAAGCAGAAAAAUGGCCCAGAAAAUUAAAGAAGUGUCUUUCAUUCCUAUUGACUGUUGGUCAAAACUUUGCAAUGACCAUAAUCUAAAAAGAAAUCAUUUUUCUGCAGAAACACAAUCACAUCAUUGAUAGUUUACUUUUGAACGUAGAUUGUUUCAUAUUUAAAUUGGUCUUUGGAAAGUCAAUACUAAAUUUCUAAUGUAUACCUGGUUAUUUUUCUCUUGUUCCGAUGUUUUUCUUAGCAUUUUACCAUACUGGUUUGUAUAAGACCUAAUAAUUAUAAACAAAAAAUCCUGCCUAGUAAGAAUCACUGUAAAGGCCAAAGGGUUUACAUUAUUUCAAUUAAUUUUCAUUAUCAUUUCAGAUUUAUUUAUUCUCAUCUCACUUUAUCUAAACCUCAUCUUAGCAGAUUUUCAAGUUGAAUAUUUCACUAUUUAACGCAUAACUUUUGUAACAUAGGGAGAUCGACAAAACUUUGUCUUGAUACUUUUUGAAACAAGAAAACCAUUGAUGUUUGAGCUUGUAGUAUUGAAGUAUUAUGGUCCAGGAGAACCAGUAGUUGCCUGAUCUCAACACCCUUCUCCUGUCAUUUAGAUUUAGUACAUCGUAUUGUUAUUAAUUUGUUGCAUAAACUUCAUGACUAAUUGCUUCCUCAUCUACAGUCUAAUUUGAAAUAGAAUUUAAAAUGUUCAUGAUUGAUAUAGUUUUUUGUUAGUAAAAAUUUAAUUCAAACCAACUGUCAUUGUAAAAUAGGGGGUUAUUCAAAUUAAAUUAUUACAAACUUCUUAAUUGAUAAACUUGAAAAACAAAAUCAAAAUUUGAUUUACUUUCAUUGUAGAAUGCAUGGUCUUAGGAAUUGAUGCCUGGCAAAUGAUUAUGACCUUUUGCAUCAUCAAAUAAUGUAAAUCACAUAAAUAAACCAAUCUCAAGUAUUUAAGUCAUAGCUAUUAUCUAUUAUCAGGUUUCUGUUACAGGGUUAAAGCAUAUUGGCGUGCUAAGCUAUUGGGGAUUAUAAAAUACAUAAAAAAUUCUGGAUGUUUAAUUGCACUUUUAUAGCAACAAUGUUUGUUUUCAAAAAUAUCCUUUGUAGCUUGAAUAAUUGAGUCAAAUAAAUUGAUAGAAGCUUUUGUAACACAGUUACAAAACCAUUAACAUCAGUUUGGUGUGUAUUUAUGAGAGGAUUGUGAAUUUCUGACAAAAUCAAUUCAAAGAUUUGAGCAUCAAUAAUAACCCAAUUAGCAUUGCCUUUCUGCUGCCUUGUACAAACCCUGUUUGUAAUUAGUGUCAAAUACUUUAUGACUUGAUUUUAACUAGAAUCAGAAAUACUUUUGUAUUUUAGGACAGGGGACUCCAAACUAUGGCUCGUGUUGGCAUGGGCAAUGUGUGAUAUGAGUAGCCGUAUUUUCGGGCCUUAUUUUCCAAUAUAUUUCUCUGUCUCUAUCUUAAAUAAUAUUGGACUGACAAUAAUUUGAAAAAUUAAAGUGUUUGUUUGAUGGUAAUUGUUAUGGUAGCAACUUUAUUUGAUACAAUUCAUUAUUUGUUUGUAGUGGUUGUUUUGCACAUUAUAUUUUAGUGAUGAGGGAUAUCUCUCUACACGUAAUCACUUUUAAGAAUAAUCUGUUAGGUAUUUUCUUAAUUAUUUGACUAAGCUUUCAGAUCUUUGUAAAAACCAACAGGAAAAUAACAACUCAAAAUUACACCAACCCGAAAAAGGGGUUUUGCUUUUAAACCCCCAAGAGAAAAAGUUUAAUCUCUUUGGGUUUCAGAUUGUAAGCAAGAGAUUAAACCUUUUUCUUUGUCAAAAUGAUUAAAAUGUCCACUUUGCAAGUAACGUUUUACAAAAAUUUCUAGGGAGGGCUCCCCUCUACCCUUGGUGGGUAUUCCAUACUGUCUGGCCUCCAAGGUAUUAAAAUCUGGCACUUACAUAAACAAUGUUGGAGACCCCUGUUUUAGGAUAACAAAAUCUUAUACUCUGUUAUUAAACACUUUACCUAUGUGAAUUACUAAGUGAAUAUUUUUAUAUGAGCACUCUGGUCAGAAGUUUAUCAGAACAUCACACGCGUGACUGUGAUGAAGUUCUCGUCUUUUCUUGUGAUAGUAGACUUUUUAGCUGUUAUGUUAAGUCAUCUUGUCAUUACUCAUGUUUUUAUCUCUUUUAAAAAUGUUAGCGAUUUUGUAUAUUUAAAAACAUUGUUAAAUAUUUUGUCACAGAAACAAAAAUUUAUUACUGUUAAGCUAAUGUGUCAAGUGGCAUUUUCAAAAAUAAAAUUAUAGAUUUUAUUGCCGUU